AUCCUUUAUCACCUCAGCCUGGGGCCCUUUGCACCUUGCUCCCCUCCAUCAGGACACUUUCCUCCCUCUCCAGGAUCAUUACAGCCCCUUCAAGGCUCUGCAAAAGAACUGCUUUGUCUUCUAGAUGCCUUCUUGAGCCUGCUUGUGGCCACCCACAGACACUUGUAAGGAGGAGAGAAAUCAGCCUGGUAGAGACACUCUGAAAUGAGGGAUUAAAGGCCAAGAUCCAAGGAGUGAGAGCUGCAGCCAGAAGGCAAGGGAGCAGGUACUGAAGACACUUCUGCUGAGAGGUCUGCCAUGGCCUCUGUUGGUUUCCAGCUUGUAGGCUACAUCCUGGGCCUCCUGGGGUUGCUGGGCACUCUGGUAGCCAUGCUGCUCCCCAGCUGGCGAACCAGCUCCUACGUUGGCACCAGCAUCGUGACGGCAGUCGGCUUCUCCAAGGGCCUCUGGAUGGAGUGUGCCACACACAGCACAGGCAUCACCCAGUGUGACAUCUAUAGCACGCUUCUAGGCUUGCCUGCUGACAUCCAGGCUGCCCAGGCCAUGAUGGUAACAUCCAGUGCAGUCUCUUCAUUGGCCUGCAUCGUCUCUGUGGUGGGCAUGAGAUGCACAGUCUUCUGCCAGGACUCCAGAGUCAAAGACAGAUUGGCGGUGGUGGGCGGAGUCUUCUUCAUCCUUGGAGGCCUCCUGGGCUUCAUCCCUGUUGCCUGGAAUCUUCACGGGAUCCUGCGGGACUUCUACUCCCCACUGGUACCUGACAGCAUGAAAUUUGAGAUCGGAGAGGCUCUUUACCUGGGCAUUAUUUCCUCCCUGUUCUCCUUGGUAGCUGGAAUCAUCCUCUGCUUUUCCUGCCCACUCCAGGGAAAUCGCUCCAACUACCAUGAUGCCUAUCAGGCCCAGCCCCUUGCAACUCGGGGCUCUCCAAGACCUGGUCAACCACCCAAGGUCAAGAGUGAGUUUAACUCCUACAGCCUGACAGGGUAUGUGUGAAGAACCAGGGGCCAGAGCUGGGGAUAGGGGUGGCUGGGUCUGUGAAAAACAGUGGACAGCACCCCCCCCCCCCAAGGGCCAUAAGUAAGGGACAUUGCCACUGGACCAUGUCAGAAAGUGCUGCUGAGGAUAGACUGACUUUGGUCACUGGAUCAGGCAAAGGCAGAAAUGGGAACUGGUGUGACAGCAUGCAGGUUGAAUUGUCAAGAUGCUUGCCAAGCCAGCCUUUCUGUUUUCUUCACCUUGCCCACCACCCACUCCCCACCUGGAGUCCUCAACCCUCAACUCCAAACUCCACCUUCUACCCUAGGCCAUGCCACAGAAGCUCCCCUCUGCCCUUUGAUUUACCUGGGAAUCCAUCCCCAAACCUACUAAUUAUAUCCCACUGGCUAAUCCUCUCUGUGAUCAGAGACCCUCCCUCUGGCUGAGGUUGGCUGUUGGCUCUUAGCUCAUUGCUGGGGGAUGUGGGGGAGGAAGAGUGGUGGCUUUUAUGGGCAUGGCUCUCACCAACUUUCCAAGCUUCUCUCCAAAGAAACUGACUGGCCAGUAAUGGGGUCUGGAGCCUCCAUCCCACUGUUGUUACGACUCCGCAGUGUUCAGACUGGUUUGUGCAUUAACUGAAAUAAAACCAUCCCAUUGUACCAAGGGAACAAAGAAUGACUGGGUGCAGGAUGAGAGGGAGGGAAGGCAGCCAAGGACCAAAAAAAUCACUGCCCAGGACAUUUCCUGGAAUUCUGUCCUGUGGUGGGUUGGGGAUCUGGCUCCCCCACUAGAGGAAAGCACAAAGAAAAAAGAUAUGGUGGAAAGCUCAAGGCAGCAUCAGACUCUGACUCCACUUGAGGAACUGCCCCAGAAGCUGCAGCCCCAACUUUCACUGAUGCCCCUGCCUCCCUCUGACCUGGCCUCCUGCUAAGAAACAAGACUAUGGGUGCUUCACAGUGAUCUCCUUAGGAAGGGGAAACUAGUUUUUCUGGAGAUGGCUCUUGGCUGGGGGAUGACAGCAUGGGUGUCAUGAGGGACUGAAGAGACCACUCCUUGAUGCUGCCCAAGAAAGAAUAAGAACUUUGGUCUCAGAAGCUGGGUGGGCACGUGUGGUGGCUCCAGUGGGUGUUUCUAUCAGGCCAGAGAGAGGCACCUUCCCUAAUGGACAAUCAGCCUGAAGUCUGCAAUCAGUGCCCCGGGGUCUCCUCACAGAACAGUACAGAGCCUCUGAGUGACCACAGCAUCAGGUGCCUGCCCCCCCCCCCCCCGCCACCCUUCAGGCUGGCCCCACCAUCCUUCACCAGACAUCUCAGAGUUGCUAGAAGGUGUCUGAGGGCUUCUGCGUGGAACAAUAAUGCUCAAUGAGCUGUAGCCCUGAUCUAAGCCAUAGCUGAGCUGCCCCUUGGGAUUUCAGUUGAGGUGGGACAGUAGAGGAUGGUUCCCAGGCACACAGUUUCAGCUCGGAGGUGUGAGAAUGUUCCAUUUCCCCUGGGGAGGGAGUGGGGGACAGGAGUCACAGCUAGACCAAAGGCAUUUUCCCUCACCAGCCAAAGCAUGCUCACCCAGCUUUUGACAAACUCCAGUCCACCUCCCCAAACCUCAGUGCCAGCAGAAGGGGCUCACUCGUCUCUAACAUGCCUUUCACCUUUCUACCUUCUUGCUUGUGAUUAAGCACUUCUCCAAAGCUGGAAGGCCCUCUCUACUUAGCCACAUCUUCCUCAUUUCUGGAGAACUUGCUCAGCACCACCUCCUACACUGAGUCUCUUCUGACCACUCCAUCCUUCUCCUACCCUCUUUCCCCCAACCCUCAACAUGUAAAUAUUGCUUCUUUGAUGCUUAUUAUUCAUAUUUUUUGGAUUGACAGUUAUCUUUUCAUAUGUGUGUAUCUGAUUUCACAAUUACAUUGUAAACUCUUGGAGGGUAGGGGCCAUAUCUGAGACCUCUUUGUAUCCUUCAGACUAUCUGUAAAAGUGCUGGGCACAUAGUAGGUGAUCAAUAAACACUGGUUGAUUGAGUA
Neofelis nebulosa (Clouded leopard) is the source of this 2989-nucleotide messenger RNA. It is a transcript of the gene CLDN2, whose product is annotated as claudin 2. Lineage: Eukaryota; Metazoa; Chordata; Mammalia; Carnivora; Felidae. Gene Ontology annotation, biological process: bicellular tight junction assembly; calcium-independent cell-cell adhesion. The coding region runs from base 298 to 990 and encodes 230 amino acids. The transcript is spliced from 2 exons. Gene Ontology annotation, cellular component: plasma membrane; bicellular tight junction. Gene Ontology annotation, molecular function: structural molecule activity. The record is from RefSeq and is a predicted model, not a curated record.